UUAAACUUUUUCAACAAAAAGAGCAAGAAAAACACGGUGGCGUUUUCUUCAUAUGAACACAGCAUUAGCGACGAAACAAGACCCUAACAUGACGGAAAACACACUUAACGGCGUCGGUAACCGACGCACACGAUCUCAAGCAGCUCCGGAAUGGACGGUAACGGAAUCACUCAUUCUCGUCAACGAAAUCGCCACGGUGGAAGCCGACUGGUCCGUUCAGCUCUCGUCUUACCAGCAAUGGGAAAUCAUAUCGGAAAACUGCGCCGUCAUGGAUGUCGAUCGAAGCUUGGCUCAGUGCCGGAGGAAGUGGCAGUCGCUGUUGGCUGAGUAUGACGAUUUCAGAAAAAGACAAAAGUCGACAAAUUUGGAUCCUGAGUUGUUUGGUGCUAUUGAAAGAGUUGUUAAGGGGAGAGAAGAACGAGGUGAAAUUGAUCAUGAGAGUGAUCCUGAAAUGGUGAAUGAAGAGGAUUUUGAUGCUAGUGUUGAAAUUGAAACUGGGCCCAGAAGAAAAAGACGACGAGGUAAAUCUGAGAAACACUGGGUUCAUAAGCGAAAGGAAAGCCAUGAUGAAGAGCCUGAGAAUAAUCAUUUAGAAGUAGAGUAUUUGAAAGACUUCCUAGGAAAGAAAUCUAAGUUGAAACGUACUGCAAAAAGGCGACCAAAGCUCAUAGAGUCGUCUCCAUUGAAGAACCUAACCGAAUUAGACGAAAACCAUGAUAUUGAAAAGUCAAAGCCAGAGAAGAGUGUAGGAAACAUAACAAAUAACCGUAGGGAAGAAAAUGAAGAAAUUUUGACUCUGAAAUUACAAGAAUUGGCGAUAGAGAUUCGAGAGAUUAGUGCUGAAUCAGCUGACUGCAAGGAAGCUAACUCUGAGAAUAUAGAAGAUUAUCAUACGGAAUUUACCAGACGCCAAGGGGACAAGCUCAUAGCAAGGCUGGGAAAUUUCUCCAACACCCUUAAGCAGCUAUGUGAUCUUCUCCAAGAGUGUAAAUGAAGAUUAACUUUUUUUCGAUUGAUGAUUAUUUUUGUCAUUGUUAGUGAAUGAAUGCAGCAGGAGAAUGCUGUUUAUAAUUGUGAUCACUUGUUAGAGAAAAAGAAGAUUAGACUGUACUCAAAUUUAAUUGUAAUUUUGAUGUUAGAAUCUAACCUCUUCAAAAAGAAUAAAGGGUCACUGCAAAAAUUAUUUGUUGCUUCUGUUAUUAAGUGGAUUUAAGUGUUUACUGAAUCAUGGUUUAAAGAUUUGAUUUUCAGCAGUUAAAACAUUAAAAAAACAUUAUUCUGAAAACGACUUCACUGGGGAUCGAACCCAGAAUCUCUGGUUCCGUAGACCAGCGCCUUAUCCAUUGGGCCAUGAAGUCCUGUUGUUUUCGAUUUACUCUGCUGUAAAUUUGAUUGUAAAAUGUUUCAAUAUAUUAAAUUUAUAUUCCACUGUAAAUGAAUGGUAUAGCAUAAAUAACUUUUGUUUUAAUUUGUUAUUCAGUCAAUAUUAUUAAAUUGUUUUGUUGACACACUUUUCUGCCA
Molecule: messenger RNA, 1521 nt
Organism: Vicia villosa (hairy vetch)
Lineage: Eukaryota; Viridiplantae; Streptophyta; Magnoliopsida; Fabales; Fabaceae
Exons: 2
Coding region: 53-994 (313 amino acids)
Source: RefSeq, a predicted model, not a curated record